UUCUUAAAAUCCCAUUUUAAACCUAACGUUAACCCUAGCCUGAACCACACUGGCAACCUUAUGCAAACCUUAAAUUUAAGACCAAAAAACAAAUGUUUGUUAUACAUUUUUAUGAUAGCCAUUUUGACAUUGUGGCUGUGAUAACUAGUAACAACCUGUUCGCUCGGGCUUUUUCCGGUAUCGGGCUCGAUUGUGUGCAUAGGCUCCAUUUGCUAGUGCCACUCGGGCGCAGCUCACUCGCUCGUUCGUUGACACGCAAAAACACUGUUGCCAAUUUAAUCGAUUUUACAACUUGAGGAUUUCUUCAGCCGCUCUCACGGAAAUAAACACCGUAUGCAGGGAUCGGACAGCGCAGGGCUGCAGUGCAGCAUUUGAAACGACCGUAUUUAAAUCACGCAAUCGGGAAGAGAUUUCCGUGGAUUUUAAAUUUUGGAGAAUGUUCAGUUGCUAGCUAGCUGGCUCCAGCUCGAAAGCACAAAUCCACAAGUAUACAUGGGCUAAUCAACAGUUUUGAUUUCCUUGCUAGUUAGCACAAUAACGUUUUAUUAGGCACGGUGGUGGUUUAGUUACCCGGGUAUUGGAGAAUAACGUCGAGUUUCUAUUUUUAUAAUCAAUGGUGCUGGCUAGCUAGCCCGAAAACUUUAUUUAUAUAUAUAACGUUAUAUACGUCAACGAAGGUCAGGGUUCGAGCGUGGGUCUAACUUGGCCUGAAGUUGAAGUCCUCGGAUUUUAUUUUAACACUUCCAUAACGUUACCUGUGAGAUUUCCGCUAACGUUAGUUGUCAUUGAAUGAAAACCGAGCUAACUAGGUUAUUAGCUAGCUUGCUGUAGCCUUGACACUGCACUGAUAACUUUCGCUUAGAAUGUGUGCUUCCUCAAAUGUAGCCACUACUAGCCGAGGUUAAUGUGUAUUUUAUUUUUAUUUUUUACUUUGCAUUUAUUAAUGCGAACUGUAGCUAGCUAGACAACUCAUAGCUAACGUUAAUGCUGGUGGCUAGCCAUCUGAGACAUAUUUGCUAGCUUGUGUUGCCGGCAGAAAUAGUAUUACCCAGUGAGUUCAAACGGUUGAACUCUGGACCCCCUAUUUUCCACCCCUGUGUUGACAUGGGAAACAUACUUGUACGCUAGCUGUCUGGCUAGCUAAUUUAGCGGCUAAUGAAGGAAUCAACUUGUUGAUCACACAGCGUGUGUGUCUAACACAGCUAGCUAGUAGACGGUGGUUUUACCACUGCUAGCUAAAUGAACACAAGAUCCUGAAACUAUUUUUAUUCGUCUUCCCCUCUACACUUAUUUUCUACAACAUCCCUGAAAAUGUCGGCCAGGACGCCAUUGUUGGCCGUCAUUGAAAAUUCGUCAGGUGGCCAGGACACCAAGGCGGGGGGCCGUCCCAGCAUGCCGCGAUGUCGGAACUCGGUUGCCACGACGGCGGAGGAGACCCCUCACAUCGGUAACUAUCGGUUGCUGAAGACCAUUGGCAAGGGCAACUUCGCUAAAGUCAAACUGGCACGCCACGUCCUCACCGGGAAAGAGGUGGCUGUUAAGAUUAUUGAUAAAACACAACUCAACUCUUCCAGUCUGCAGAAGCUCUUCCGAGAAGUGAGAAUCAUGAAGCUGUUGAAUCAUCCUAACAUAGUGAAGUUAUUUGAGGUGAUCGAGACGGAGAAGACAUUGUACCUGGUCAUGGAGUAUGCCAGUGGAGGCGAGGUGUUUGAUUACCUGGUCGCUCAUGGGAGGAUGAAAGAAAAGGAGGCGCGUGCCAAAUUCAGACAGAUCGUGUCAGCGGUCCAGUACUGUCACCAGAAGUGUAUUGUCCACAGAGAUCUGAAGGCUGAGAACCUACUCCUGGACUCUGACAUGAACAUCAAGAUAGCAGACUUUGGCUUCAGUAAUGAGUUCGUAAUGGGCAGUAAGCUGGACACGUUCUGUGGUUCUCCUCCCUACGCCGCCCCAGAGCUGUUCCAGGGGAAGAAGUACGACGGGCCAGAGGUGGACGUCUGGAGCCUGGGGGUCAUCCUGUACACGCUGGUGUCAGGGUCGCUGCCCUUCGAUGGACAGAACCUCAAGGAGUUGAGAGAGCGCGUGUUGAGGGGGAAGUAUCGUAUUCCGUUCUACAUGUCUACAGACUGUGAAAACCUACUGAAGAAGUUCCUGAUCCUCAACCCCACCAAGAGAGGCAGCCUGGAGCAGAUAAUGAAGGAUAGGUGGAUGAAUGUGGGUCAUGAUGAGGAGGAGUUGAAACCGUACAUAGAGCCCAUGCCUGACUACAAGGACCCCAAGAGAACAGAGAUCAUGAUUCAGAUGGGUUACUCCAUGGAGGAGGUGCAGGACUCGCUGGUCAACCAGAAAUACAACGAAGUCAUGGCCACGUAUCUACUACUGGACUACACAAACCACGAGCUGGAUGAGGGUAUCAUUAAGCCCCGCCCAGGAAAUGAACUCUCGAAAAGUAGCGCCCCGUCCCCGCCCAGCAAGGUACAGCGCAGCGUAUCGUCCAACCAGAAACCUCGCAGAGCCACUGACCAGGGGUCUUCUGCCAGGGGGCGUGGUCAGGGGGACAACAAGGAGGAUUCUGGGAGGAAAGGAUCUGGCAGCUCGGCCAAAGUUUUGACCAGCCCGCUGGUCUCUGACCGCAAAAAGAGUGCCACACCCUCUACCGUGAGUAUUCCAUCCACGCCCUGCCCGUCCUCACACACUCCUGUCAUGCAUGUGUGUGUAUGUGUGUGUGUGUCGGGCGGGCGCUCCCCUCCCCCUACCAGCCUGAACACCCCCGGGUCCCGAGCCUCCACCUCGUCUGCUGCUGCCAUCCUCUCCUCUUCCUCUUCCUCCCGUCCCCGCCACCACAAGUCCCUGUCCACCUCCAACCACCCCUGUCCGCCUCCCGGCCCUGAUUUCCACGCACUGCACCACCGGCCCAGCACUCCCCACCAGAGACCACCUGGCGCGUCCCCCUCAGCCCACAACAUCAGCAGCUCCGCGGUGACGGACCGUACCAACUUCUCCCGGGGGGUGGCCAUCCGCAGCACCUUCCACGCAGGACAGCAGAGAGGUGCCAGAGACCAGCAGGGUUCUCCGGGGGCGCCAGUCUCCCCCUCCCUCAGCCACGGCAACAGCCAGACCAGAAGACCUGGGGCCACCGGUAUCUUCUCCAAGUUCACCUCCAAAUUCGUACGCAGGAGUCCGUAUGAGGGAGAGGGUCAGGAUGAGGAAAGCAGGUCGAUGCUGAGCAGCACCGUCGACAAAUCAGAGAAGAGCGGCGUCCUAGGCUCCUCCCACAGCGGCAGCGGAGACGAGAACAAGGAUAACUCCUCCCCUGUUUCCGGUACCGCCACCCCGCCACCGAAGGACCCGUCGACCAAACCGCGUUCCCUCCGGUUCACCUGGUCCAUGAAGACCACGUCCUCCUUGGAUCCCGGGGAGAUGAUGAGAGAGAUCCGGAAGGUUCUAGAAUCCAACAGCUGUGAGUACGAGCUGCGGGAGCGCUACAUGCUGCUGUGCAUCUUCGGGAACCCUUCCCGCGACGACUUCGUCCAAUGGGAGAUGGAGGUGUGCAAGCUGCCCCGCCUCUCACUGAACGGCGUGCGCUUCAAGAGGAUCUCCGGGACGUCGAUCGCGUUUAAGAACAUCGCGUCGAAGAUCGCUAACGAGCUCAAACUGUGAGACGGAGAGAGGGAUGGAGAGAUGAGGGAUUUUACACAUGUGGAUAGAGAGGAAUGGAGAGACUGAAUGAGAAGGAUGCUGCACUGAGUAGUGCUGGGUAGGUGGGAGGGGUUCAGUGUUUGAGAAGAUAAUGGGUGGAGUGACUGUUCUUCUGCUGGGGGGGGGUUCUGUCUAGUUUUUUUCCUCUGUUGACGUUUGUGUUUUAGAACCUCGCUGGGUUCUCUAGCUGGGGUUCUCGUCUUCUAGAUCCACUGCAUGUUGGUUCUGCCGCUCUCUCUUUUCACCUGGUGGUUGUACACACUCCGCCUCUCUCUCGCUGCCACACAAACACGCUGUACUGUACUGAGGGGAGGCCUAAGUCUGAACACACCUUCAUACCUGCUCCGAGGCUCUUCUCCUGUCGGUUCUACUUAAAUGGGUUCUAGACUGGGUUACACUCAAGAGUUCUAAAGAGAACAGAGCGGACUGACUUGAUGCUGGAAAUAAACUAACUCAACGCUGGAACGGUUCUCCUGGGUUCUACUGUUCUCUGACCCAAAUGGACUCCCCGGAACCUGAACUGUAGAACACACCAUAGGCCUUCGGUGGAAGGACAGUCGUUCUGCCCGUUUGAUGUGAGGGGAGACACUGCUCUGUUUUAAGUCUCUCUCACACACACCAAACUGGACUCUUAAUGACUGCUGUCUGUUUUGAAUCCAAACACACCAGGCCCCCCCCGACCCUCACUCUUUUUAUUUUUUCAUCAGGGGUGAAAUCCCCCUUUCGUCCAAUCACAGGCCCAAUAGACUUGAUUCACCAUUGGACGACAACACUUUAUUUUCCUCAUUCUGGUUGUUGGUUUAAGGUCAAAGGUUUUACACUGGAAAAAGGGGAAUUUCCUUUCUUUAAUAGAAGACAAAUGGAAAAAUGUAGUUCUUGUUGCUGUUCUAUUAUGACAAAGAAACGUGUUAAUGAUCGAUGGGGUUGUAUCACGCGUCUGUACAGAAAGAGAACACAGCAGCCAUCUUUCUACUCCCCCUUCCUGCCCCCAAGGAGUAGUAUGUUCAGCCUUUUAUCAACCAGUAUUUCAUUUUAAAAUUCUAUCUAUUCAGAUCUCUGAACAAAUUAAUUUAGAACUUCUUGUUGAUUUAUUUUAGUUUGUUUUUUAUAACUUUGUUUGGGUUAAAGAAUGCCUCACCUGAGCUCCCCCACCUUGUGUAUCCCUUCACCCCCACAGGACCCCACCUUAGCUGGGCAUCUACCUGACUGGUGUCAACAGGGUGAUGAAGACUACUGAUUGUUUUCUGUGGGAUGGUUGGGUUUUAUAACGUAAACUUGUUGCCCGCUGCCUUUUUUGUAGGAUCAGGCCAAACGUUGUGUCACUGACUGUAUUCUUGUCAUCAACGCCAUUGAUUCUAUUUUAGCAGGAGCCCUCUCCCUCCUUUCUCUGCCAGUGGAAAAGAGUGAGGGAGGGGUUUGCGAGUAAUCUCUAGCCAAAUGAUAGUGGCCUGCUUUGGGGGCGGUGUACCUGAGCAAAACGCCUCAGUUCUUUUGUUUAAAAAGUCAUUCUAUUUGUUCUGUUAAAUCAUUGUUUUAAGGUGCUGGGAAAAAUGUAGUCUUUACUUAUUGCUGUUAUUACUAUAUUUCAGUGUUGAUUUAUUUUGUUUUACAUUUUUUUUUUGCUGUAAUUUGAGUCAGACAUUUUAACCAGUAUUUGGUUGGUUUGGGAGAGAUGGGGGAGUUGACUCCAAAUGUAUUUGUUUUUUUUUGUGCAAAGAAAUUAUGAAAAGUAAUAAAAAGCUGGUUUCAGUUAUAGGCCGGCGACAAAAGUG
Messenger RNA from Salvelinus fontinalis (brook trout), 5468 nucleotides. It is a transcript of the gene mark2b, whose product is annotated as MAP/microtubule affinity-regulating kinase 2b. The transcript is spliced from 18 exons. NCBI's taxonomy places the organism in Eukaryota, Metazoa, Chordata, Actinopteri, Salmoniformes, Salmonidae. Gene Ontology annotation, cellular component: cytoplasm. The record is from RefSeq and is a predicted model, not a curated record. The coding region runs from base 1312 to 3657 and encodes 781 amino acids. Gene Ontology annotation, biological process: protein phosphorylation; intracellular signal transduction; microtubule cytoskeleton organization. Gene Ontology annotation, molecular function: ATP binding; tau-protein kinase activity; protein serine/threonine kinase activity.